Messenger RNA from Capronia epimyces CBS 606.96, 2655 nucleotides. RefSeq lists its product as uncharacterized. Lineage: Eukaryota; Fungi; Ascomycota; Eurotiomycetes; Chaetothyriales; Herpotrichiellaceae. Gene Ontology annotation, molecular function: DNA-binding transcription factor activity, RNA polymerase II-specific; zinc ion binding; protein binding. Gene Ontology annotation, biological process: regulation of DNA-templated transcription. The record is from RefSeq and is a predicted model, not a curated record. The transcript has 5 exons. Bases 1 to 2655 code for a protein of 884 amino acids.
AUGGUGGGCGUGGCGGGAAAGUCCAAGGGUUGCAAUACCUGCAGGAAGCGAAAGGUCCACUGUGAUGGAGAAAAGCCGUCCUGCGCUCGCUGUCAGAAGGGCAAUCGGGUAUGCGGAGGAUAUCAGCGUGAACGACAUUUCAAGAAUCUGAGUGCCUUGGAUCGGGAUGCCUUAUUGACCCGAACUCAGCCUUUGGCUUCGCUCACAGACCUGCGCACGAUUACUACCGGCUCAGCUUACGAUAUUACGCCUUGCAGAACCCCCGAAACCGACGACAGCGUAACUUCCAAAAGCCAGAAGCUUCAGUGUACAAGACGCGCGCUCAGCCUCUCGGAAUUGUUCGAUAACUUCCUCGACAAUUACAUACCCACAGAAGCCGAGCUUCAGAAUGGGCACAAGGUCCAAGUUUCCUGGCUCCAAGCCAUCGACCCCUCACAAGUACCAUUAAAUGACGCCUCUCUUGAUCUCGCAAUCUUGGCGUUGAGUCUGGUCUGUUUAGGUCGCAAAUAUGGCGACGAGAGGCUCCGAUAUGAAGGCACGGCAAACUACGGCAGAGUUUUGCAUCGACUACAAGACAUUCUCUCACAUCACAGCCUGCUUUUAGAGGAGCAGACUCUUGCCAGCUGUAUGGUGUUAUCUACUUUUGAGGCAAGCACCCCUCAGAGCACGAAUAAGACUAAUACCGGCGGAUGGGCCAGCCAUGUGGAAGGUGUCGCAAGGUUGAUCCAGUUUCGAGGUCCGGAUUUACAUGUGGCUGGAUUAAGCCAUCGUCUCUUCUUGGACUUUAGAUCUACUGGUAUCACACACGCCUUGGCCACCCGGAAAUCGACCUACCUUGCACAACAGGACUGGCUGACAGUGCCGUGGAAGAUACAGCCGAAGUCGGACCUUGACCAACUGCUCGACAUCAUGGCUCAAAUUGCAACCCUAAUCGAGAAGGCGGCACGACUCACCACCGCGUUCGAUGAUCUCCAUGCACAGAGAAUAGCACUUGUACAGCAGGGGUGGGAAUUUCAUUCCCAACUUAAGAACUGGUACCAGGGAUUCCUACAAAAGCAAGCCGGGCCGCUCUACUACGAGCGGCCUUCGUCAUCACGUUUUCUUUCUCAACCUGCAUCCGUCUUCCCGAAGUCCCUACACUUUCAGAAUUUCAAAAUUGCACGACUUCAUCUCUCCUACUGGACCGUUCUCCUCUUGCUCUACAGUAGCAUCCUCGCCAUCCCCUUCUCGUCUCUGAGUGACGUGAAUCCGACUUCUAACCUCAUCACGUCCGUGGAAAAUGAAUUCACCCACAGACAAGCGCUAGAGCUAGCGAGAAUGAUCGCCCAAUCAAUGGAGUAUCUACUCUCGGAAGAUAUGCAUAUUCUUGGACCGCAGAAGGUGUUUUUCGCCUUGCGCGCAGCAAUGCACGUAUUUGCGAGCACGGAAGCGGAAGACGGGCAGGAGAUGGACUGGUGUAAGGAGAUUUUUGAGGAGCUUGAUCGCCGAGGAUAUCCUUUUGGCAAGAUCUUGUCCUCCGCCGUUGGCUACGCCGCUGCGGCAUCCCCGUCCAGUCCGAGGAAAUAUGUCCAGCUCACGAACCGCACCCUCAUUCGUCUUGCAGGCCCUGAUGCCGGAGUAUUUCUAUUCAAUCUCGUCCCGGCCAAAAUUCUAGAUACCGGGAGCACCAAGCCUAUUUAUACAGCAUUUCUCUCUUCAAAUGGCCGAAUCCUGAACGACGUAUUCAUCUACCCUCCCAGUGAGGGCAAUGGAGAGGAGUGGUUCAUCGAGGCCGACUCGCAAAGCGCAGGCGACCUACUGAAACAUUUACGCAAGCACAAACUGAGGUCGAAGUUCCAGUUGGAGAAGGUAGACCCAGAGAAGGUGGGCAUCUACUACACCUGGCCCGACGAGGGGGACCUGGUGGGAUACUCGGGCACGAAGAGGCGGACUGGUGGACAAGAUCCCAGGCCUGGCAUGGGCUCACGAUGGCUAGACGAGACGGGUUCCAAGGUCGAACUGUUGCAACACCUCGAGGAGCGCGGAGUUCAGCAGGCUACACUGCAAGAUUACACGGUUCAUCGCAUGUUAAACGGGCUGGCGGAAGGGCAGACCGAACUCCUGGCCGGAAGUUCCUUGCCACAGGAGAGCAACAUCGACUUCUUUGGCGGGAUCGACUUCUUCAAGGGCUGCUACGUUGGCCAGGAGCUCACGAUCCGCACUCAUCACACCGGUGUCGUCCGAAAGAGGAUAUUGCCUUGCCAAUUAUACGAUCCCGCUGACAACCCGCCUCCGGACGCUCAGUUCCUGCCAAAAUAUAAACCGGACGCGGUUCUCCCUCUCCCUCCACCGCAAUCGAACAUCUCCAAAGCGCAUGCCCGAGGCCGCGGAAGGAGUAGUGGGAAGUGGCUCAGCGGAGUGGGGAACAUCGGCCUUGCAAUUUGCAGACUGGAGAUGAUGACCGAUAUUCAACUGACGGCGGAUCGGACAAACUACGAUCCUACGGAACAGUACAAAGUGCAGUGGGAGAUCGAAGGGCAGGAUGGUCAACGUGCAGUCAUGCUCAAACCAUUUGUACCCACUUGGCUGAGGGAGGGCGUAGAGCAGAGUUUACACAGAAAGGAGAAAAGGCCAAAGCCACGGCAGGAUGAUGACGAAUAUGAUGAGGUUGAUUGA